AUGUCUUCAUUACAUAUCUCAAUAAUUUUUACUUUAUUGACAAUUAUAAUUGCCGAUAAUAAAACGUUUUAUUUUACAAAAUCACAUUAUGAAUUAUGGUGUCAAGAAAAUAUUCUAUCAAAUUCAUUAUUUCUCUAUCCAAAUCGAAUACCAAUAGGUAUUUAUCGUACAUCAAAUAUUAAAUCUGUUACAUAUUAUCUUGUUGAUGAUAACAAUAAUGGUUUAUUUCAAAUAAAAACAAAACGUUUAGCAGACUUUUAUUUUCUUAUUAUUAAUAUAACACGUCCAUUUGAUAUUAAUAGAGAAUAUCAAGAUGUUUAUACACUUCGUAUUGAAGCAAAUAUUAUAACGAUACAAGAAAAUCUAACUGAGCAAACAGAAGUUCGUCUUUAUGUUGCUGAUUCAAAUGAUAAUGAUGGAGUAUUUGAUAUGGAUAUCUAUGAACAAAAUUAUACUCAAACAAUUGAAAUUGAUCAAUCACUUAUACAAUUUCAUGCAAGUGACGCUGAUGAAAUUCAACAUGCACAAAUUUUUUAUGAAUUAGCAUCGUCAUUAAAUGAAACAUUUUCUUUACAUCCAUAUACAGGUGAAUUAUAUAUAAUAACAAAAGAAAAUUUAAAAUCAACAUAUGAAUUUGAUAUCUAUGCAUAUGAUCGUUAUCGUAAACGUCUUGUUGAUAAUAAUAUGAAAACUCGAACACAUGUUAAAUUAAAUUUUUAUCAAUUAAAUUUUUUAAAUAAUAAUAUUUCAUAUGAAAAUUUUCAAACAAUAUUUAAUCAAACAAUAAAAUAUGAAAAUUUAAUAUCAAUAUAUGAUAUUGAAAUAUAUGAAAGAAAAUCAUUUCAUUUAUUAAAUAUUCAUCAACCAAUAUUAACAAUAAAUAUAAAAAAUUUUAAUGAAAAAUUUUUUGAAAUUUUUUUAUUAAAAAAUUCAUCAUUAAAUACAAAAAAUUUAUUUAUUUAUAAAAAUAAUAUUUAUUUAAAUAAAUAUUUAAUUGAAGAAUAUAAUUUACAAUUAUUUAUUUGUUUUUAUAAUAAUCAUUAUCAAUGUCAAUAUACAAAAUAUCGUUAUAUACCAUUUAUUGAUUUUAAUUUUUAUCAAUUUCAUUUUAAACCAAUUAAAAAAAUUUAUUUAGAUGAAAAUUUACCUGUUGAUUCAUUUAUAACACAUAUACAAAUUAAUUAUAAUCAAUUAUCAUAUGAACAAUUAUUAAUAAUUAAUUAUAAAUUAUUAAAUGAUGAUAUUUAUUAUCAAUUUUAUAUUAAUUCUACAACAGGUAUUUUACGUCUUGCUGAACGUUUAGAAUAUCGUAUUUAUUUACUUGAUAUACAAGCUAAUAUACAUUUAUUUAAUCGUCGUUAUUCAAUUGAAACAACAAUUGAAAUUCAUGUACGUGAAAUAAAUAAAUAUCGUCCAAUAUUUCGUAAUAAUACACCAAUUGAUUUAUUUCAAUUACCAUAUCAAUUUGAAGCAUAUGAUUAUGAUCAAAAUAAACAAACAAAUGGACGUAUAACAUAUCGUUUAUUAAAUUGUUUAAAUAAUUGUUCAUUUUAUAUUGAUCCAAAUAAUGGUAUAUUAAAUAUUAAAAAAAAUGAAAAUUUUAAUCGAAAUAUAAUUUAUUAUUUACAAAUUAUUGCAUUUGAUUGGGGACAACCAAUUAGUUUUCAAAGUAUUCUUGAUAUUCGUAUUGAUUUAUCAUUAAGAAAAAUCCAUAAAAGAUCUUUACAAAGAACACGAGCAUAUUCAAGACGAUGGAGAAAAAAAUCAACAUCAAUUUUAUUACCAACAACAAAAACAACAUCAACAACAACAAUGAUUACAGAAAAAAGUACAUAUAAUAUAACAUUACCUUCAAAUAUCGAUACUGUUUAUUUAAAUAUUGGUUUUUAUCAAAAUUUAACAACAUAUUAUAUAUCAGAAGAUAUGGAAAUUAAUACAAUAAUUGAUCGUUUAAAAAUUGAAUAUGAUUCAUUUCCAUUAAAUAUAAAUAAUGAAUAUGAUAAUAUAUUUUUCUAUACAAUAAAUGAUACAAAUGUACCAUUUAUAAUUGAUCAAAAUGAAAAAUAUUUAAAAUUAAUUAAUAAAAUUGAUCGUGAAAAACAAAAUAAAUAUAUAUUUGAAAUUGAACUUAAAUUAAAAUCAAUUUAUUCAAUUAAAUUACAAGAACAAUAUUAUUGUCAAAAGAAAAAUUCAUUUAUUAAUAUUCAAUAUACAAAUAAAUAUUAUCAAAAAAUGUUAAUUAUUAUUUAUAUUAAUGAUAUUAAUGAUAAUAUACCAAUAUGUAAUAAUUUUCAUAUAAAUAUUCAAUUAAAUGAAAAUGAAAUUAAAAAAAAUCUUUAUCAAAUUCAAGCAUAUGAUUCUGAUUUAGGAGAAAAUGGUACAAUAAGUUAUUCUUUACUUGAUUAUAAUCAAUAUUUUUCUAUAAAUCCAUCAACAGGUCAAAUUGAUUGCAUAAAAUCAAUUGAUUAUGAAGAAUAUUCAUCGAUUGAUUUAUAUAUAAUUGCAUCUGAUCAAGGUUCACAAAUUCAACUUCAAUCAAUAUGUACAACAAUUCAUAUUACAAUAAAUGAUAUUAAUGAUAAUACACCACAAUUUUUAUUAGAUAAUUAUAUUUUUAAUAUUUUUUCUGAUAUGCCACGUUAUUCAAUAUUUGGUCAAAUUAAUGCAAUAGAUUUUGAUAAAAAUAAUCAAUUAAUUUAUUCAAUUAAUACAAAUCCAUAUAUAACAAUAAAUAUGUAUACAGGUCAUUUACGUAUAAAAAAUACUUUACAUCGUUUAAUUGAUCAAAUAUUAAAUAUAACUGUAGAAGUUUCUGAUAGUUUACAUCAAAAUCAAACAUUAGUAUCAAUUUAUAUUAAAACAUUUCCUGAUGCUCAACAACCUAUACUUUUAUCUGAACCAGCAUAUGGUUUAACAAUAAAUGAAUCAUUAUCUAUUGAUUCAAUAAUAACGAAUAUUUAUCGUCGAUUUCAAAUUCAUUCAUCAUCGAUUGAUUUUAUUGAAGUAAUUCAUGAUGAAAUAAAAUUACCAUUUUCAAUUGAUCAACAAGGUUAUCUUCGUUUAACACAAUCUUUAAUUGGUUUAUCUCUAUCAUCAUAUUGGCUUCCAAUACGUUUAACACGUUAUCGUGCACAUCCACCACAUACAUUUAUUCAUAUACAUAUAUCAAUUCGACAAGAAAAUUUUUAUUUACCACAAUGUAUAGAUACAUAUCAAAGUGUAAAAGCAUACGAUUAUUCAAUUGAAUAUCCAUUUGCACGUAUUGAAGCAAAAACAUUAAAUAAAAAUUCAUUUAUUGAAUAUACAAUUAUUGAUAAUGAUAAAAAUGAUAAAAUAUUUUUUAUUGAUAAACAAAAAGGUUUUGUACAAUUAUCAUCAAUAAUACAUAAUAAUAAUAAUAAUAAUAAUAAUAAUAAUAAUCGUCGAUUAAAAUCAGAUUAUUUAUUAACAAUAAAUGCAUUAGAUAAUCAAUAUAAAUUAUCAGUUAAUUGUUAUUUAAAAAUUCAUCUUAUACGACGACAUCAAUUAAUGCCAAAAUUUCUUUCAUCAUCUAUUUAUAAUAUUGAUUUACCUGAAAUUCAAUAUCAUAGUGGACGAAUACGACAACGUUUAUUUCAAAUAAUUGCAUUAUUAGAUAAUCAUGUUUAUGAUAGAAAACUUGAAGUACGUUAUAGAUUUGUUGAUUCAAAUCAACAUUUUAUUAUUAAUCGUCAAACGGGUUAUAUUGCUGCAAAACAACCAUUAAAUCCUUAUACAAUAUAUGAAUUUCAAGUUCAAGCAUUUACAGUUGCACAUCAAGAUGAUAUAUUAUCUGAUGGUAAUGAAAAUGAUCAUGAUGAUGAAAAUUCCUAUCAAGGUAAAUGGCGUAUAGUUUCACCACGUAAAAUUUUACCAAUAAAAAUUCGUAUAUUACCAAUGAUAUCACUUAAGAAAUCGUUAUUAUCAACAAUUGAUUCAACAAUAAAUAUUGAUUUAUUAAAAACAACUGAAGUUGGUACAACAAUUUUACAUCUUGGAUUAAAUAAUCGUUAUAAUAAUACACAAUGGUUUAUUAUGAUUGGACAUAUACGUUAUACAAGAUAUUUUCAUGUAGAUUUUCAAACAGGUCAUUUAAUACUUAUACGUCCUAUUGAAGAAUUAAUACAUCAAAUAAAUCUAAUUGAACUUCGUAUUAAUGUAACUAAUGAUUGGAUUAAUAUGAAUACAAUUAAAGUUAUUAUUCGUAUUAUAAAUAAUCAAAUACCAAUUAUUGAAUUUUCUCAAACUGAUUAUUAUAGUUCAAUAUCAAAAAAUAUUCCAAUUGGUGCUGAAAUAGCACGUUUAACAAUUGAAAAUCCAUCUGAUGAUUGUAUAUAUUCAAUUGAUUCAGUUGAAAAAAUAAAAUCUUAUGAUUUAUUUCGUAUUAAUACAUAUACUGGUUCAAUAACUGUUAGUAAUUCAUUAGUUAAUUCUCAAAAUCAUAAACAUUUAUUAAAAAUUAUCUAUCGUUGUGAACAUAAUUAUCAUAUAGCACAUACACAUUUACAUAUAAAUAUACUUGAUGAAAAAAAUUCAUUAAAUCAAACAAAUAAAUUAUUUCGUUUUAGUCAAGAUAAUUAUUUAAUUAUAUUUGAAACUUCAUUAAUUAAAAAUCGUAAAAAAUAUUUAAUAAAUUUUGAAUUAAUUAAUAAUAAUGAUCAUCGAAUAAAAAUAAAACCUGAUGCUAAAAUUCUUGAAGGUGAUCCAUUAGGUUUAUUCACAAUUGAUUCAAAUAAUCAAUCACUUAUUUUUCUUGAUGAAUCACUUGCUCGUUCAUAUAUUUAUCCUCUAACUUUAACUAUAAUUGAUAUAUCACAAAACGAAUUAAUUAAUUCAACUGUAACAAUAUUUAUAUCAAAUAUUGGUAUACAUUUUCCAUGUCCAUCUUAUUUAAAAUCUUCACCAUAUAUUUUUACAUAUGAAUCUUUAUCAUCGAAUAUUCUUGAUCCUUUAACAAAUCAUGAAUAUAAAUCAUUAAUUAUACGUGCUUUUGAUCCAUUUACACCAAUAAAUGGUGAAGCAUCAAAUCAAGCUGAAUGUAUAAUUAAUAAUGAAAUUGAAUAUAGAAAUAAUUUACAAAUAGAAAAUCUUAAUUUUAUAUUUGAAAAUGAAUUUUUAAAUGGUUAUAUAAAUGAUACAUUUGGUUUAUCAUCAUAUAUAUAUAAUUCUAAACAAGAACCAAUAGAAAUAAAAAUAAAAAAAAAUUUUUCUUAUAUAAAAUAUUAUUUAUUAAAUGCAAUAAAUAAAAAAUUUUUUCAAUUAGAUGAAUAUGCCGGUUUAAUUAAAUAUAAUUCAUUCAAUAAAUUUCAAUAUAAAAAAUAUUCAUUAAUUAUUUAUGCUAAAUAUCAAACAUUAAUAACAUUUAUACGUUUAAAUAUAUUAAUUAAUUAUAAAAAU
This is a messenger RNA of Rotaria sordida, 5415 nucleotides long. The record is from the annotation of a GenBank genome assembly. NCBI's taxonomy places the organism in Eukaryota, Metazoa, Rotifera, Eurotatoria, Philodinida, Philodinidae.